Colius striatus (speckled mousebird) is the source of this 2368-nucleotide messenger RNA. It is a transcript of the gene SWI5, whose product is annotated as SWI5 homologous recombination repair protein. The record is from RefSeq and is a predicted model, not a curated record. Gene Ontology annotation, biological process: double-strand break repair via homologous recombination. Lineage: Eukaryota; Metazoa; Chordata; Aves; Coliiformes; Coliidae. Bases 409 to 981 code for a protein of 190 amino acids. The transcript has 7 exons. Gene Ontology annotation, cellular component: Swi5-Swi2 complex; Swi5-Sfr1 complex.
CGGCUGCUGCCAGCGCCUGGCCCUGCGCACGGACAGGCUGGGAGAGCCGCAGCACGGAGGCUGCUUGCGUGGCAGGGUGUUGGUGGUGGGGUCAGGGCUGCACACCCGCGAGCCACGGUGGCAUGUCUGCAGGCAUUUCCUCGGGCCAGACAUGUGGGGCAGCCCAUGGCUCGGGCACUGGCGGCUUUUCCCCUACGUCAGUCACACGAGUGGGGCCCCGGAGCGUUCCCUGGGAGCCCGGCCUGGCUGCAGCCCGGACGGGUGAGGUGCUUAUGAGAGGCGCGGAGUGUAAUCAUCGUGGCUGUGGGAACUGGGAUAAUGAUGUCCCGCCUCACUUAAACACAGCUUCACACGGGGAAGUUUGUUCCCCGCUGCUGUCGGGCGCGGGAACUACAGCCCGGCCCUGUCAUGGAGAAACUACCGGCCCCAGCGUGUCCCGCGGCGCCGGGGCGACUACAACUCCCGGCAUGGCCCGGGGCGACUACAACUCCCAGCGUGUCCCGCGGCUCCGGGGAGACUACAGCUCCCGGCGUGCCCGGGGCCCCGUCCGCGCCGGUCGGGCGGGAGGCUGCAGCCGUGGCUGAGGGGCUCCCGCCGGGCGCGGGCCGCAGCCCGCCCCGCCACCCGCCGCUGCGAGCUCCGCUGAGGAGGACCCCCGGUGGCGGCCGGCGCGGCGGCUCUGCCGGCUUCAAGUCACCGGUCUCAUCUCCAAGUUCCUGCCAACCUAAUAGAGACAGUGAAGAAGCCCUGUUGCUUGAAAUUGAAGAGCUGAAACAGAAAGACCUUGCUCUGGACCAGGAAAUUGCACAAUUAUUGUCCGAAGGCUACAGCCUGGAGGAGUUGGAACAGCACAUCUCCCUGCUCCAUGAGUAUAAUGACAUUAAAGAUGCUGGACAGAUGCUGCUGGGCAAGCUGGCUGUUAUCCGAGGGGUUACUACAAAGCAGCUCUACCCUGAAUAUGACCUGGAGCUUAGUGACUAAUAUUGAACCUGAAGACCACAUCCUGCAAAAAAUGACUGUUACUGGACCAUUGUUUUGGUGUCAUAGCAGUUUAGACCUGAAAUAAGGUGGCUUCAGAAGUAUGUGGGUAGAAUUGCAACAGAAUUCCACUGGGUUCUCAGGAGAGCAUCAUCCAGCGUGAAGACACCGUCACGGAUCCUUCGCACUUGUGUGCACACUGCAGAUGAUUUCAGCUCCAGCCCAAUCUCAUGGACCAUUUUUCGGAGGUAUUGCUGAGUCUCAUGCAAGCAAUGGAUUUCUGGAAGAACAGAGACAUUCCUUCAGAAGCAGCACAAUGUUGACACAAACUCAUACCUCAUCUCUAAAUCCAGACAUCACAGUUCUGCUGAAUCCACUGGUUUGCAUACCACCCUUUGCAGACGUGGAUUAUGGCAAACAAAAUCAUCUCAUCUGUUUUAAAGACCAGUAAAUGCGAGGUAGAUCAGAUCACUGGAUACAUACAUCAGCAGGGCCUUAUGAUUUGUUCCUUGAAUGACAGCAAGAAUCCGUUCCAGCUUCUCCCUCGUGAUAUGAUCUGCAAAUGUUAAGGUAGAAACUAAGUCUCAAUCACCCAUCCAGAAACUGCAACUGUGGUUGUGUUUAGCACAGGUAGACUACAGCGUGGGCAUAACGACUAGAAAGCACACAAGGCAUCCAUCCCUUUUAUCACAGUGCAGUUUACCUAGCUCUGUGCUUUACAAUUAGCACGUUUGGUGUUCAGGUUUUGCAUUUAAAGACACAUCAAUUCAGUUUCUUACCAAAUGUUGUCUUCUCUACUAGCUUCCCUGUGUCUGAGAAGUCAUCAGUGGCUUUACCAAACAGCCCACCAACAGUGUAAACCUUGAAAAAAAGCAGAGAGUGCAAUUCAUCAAAGAAAUACUCCAAACAAUCAAGUAGCAACACUGACACGCAGCUGCUAGGAAGGGCAGGCUAUGAUGUUGCACAAAAAGACAGCAGCAUCCUCUGCUCAUACAGCCACAUGGGGACACUCCCGUGGGGAUGGAUUCUGGACCCUGACAAGCUCUCAAAAGCAUUGGUGGGUAUGUGACUCUAAAGCAGAAUUGCCACAAGGCCAUCACAGUACACUGGGGCAGGAAUUGAUCGUGAGGUUGCGCUCGGAUGCUCUGAGGCCCUUCAGAGCUGUUCCUUACCUUGGUCAGGUGGCAGUUGUACAGAUCAGUGAGCAGCUUGUUCCCCUGGCCUAUGCCAAGUACUGAAAUGCAGAAGACAGGGAACCUGUUAUUUAACUACUCCAAGUUUCUGACGUGCUGCACGUUGUCACUGCUUUUGUUGACUGAGAGUCAUGUUUGAGCAGUACAAUCAGAGCCCGAGUUACUGCUUGUCAUUAAAGCUGAGAUAAGCCUCUAAA